UGAAUCUGAGCUAAUGAUUCCACCCUGCCAGAACACCGAUAUCAUGAUGUCUACAAGUUUCGGAACCCUCAAUAAUAGAAGCGGAACUCCAAAACAAUCGAACCUCUACCUGAUAGGACCUCAGUGUAGUGGGAAGACGACUCUUCUCAACGCAUUGAGGGCAUUCUACUCCGACCGCGAUCCAGCAUCUCACGGUAUCGAACAGCCGUUUUUCAUCGAAGAAGUCGUUCGAGUCAUAAUGCAUGAGAAGGGAUUUCAAGCAAGAGACCUAUAUGAUAGCGUUCGAGGCCUUCAGUUACAGACGCACAUUCUACUAAGGCAGAACCAAAUUGAAGAACAACUGAAGGACCGGUGGUUCUUGGCUGAUCGAUCAGCGCUAGACACGCUGGUAUACGCGAAACAAUACACGGGAACCGAUGCCUUCAAAGCAUUAGCGAGCACGAAGGAGUGGGAAAAUUCGAGAUUAAGAAUGCAAUACGCAACAGUGAUAGUUUGUGAGGCUGGUAACACAGAGUGGCUAAGCGCAGACAAAGUCAGGUUGGCGUAUCAAGAUACUGCAGGGUGGAAGGCAUUGAAUGAAUCGUUCUUUGUUAUGCUCAGGGAGUAUGGAAUCUCAUACAGCGUCCUACCCAAUGCUGUCAAAGACUUGGGGGAGCGGGUAGCACUGGUAAGCCGUCUUUUGAAUACAGAUACGAGUAACGCAUGCUUGGAGCCUGUUUCUUUUUGAACGUAUGUAGAUUACGAGACCAAUUACGGCAACGUCUCAUAGAAUCAUGUUAUAUUGUUUUUUA
Bipolaris maydis ATCC 48331 is the source of this 791-nucleotide messenger RNA. RefSeq names its product AAA domain-containing protein. The record is from RefSeq and is a predicted model, not a curated record. Lineage: Eukaryota; Fungi; Ascomycota; Dothideomycetes; Pleosporales; Pleosporaceae.